Molecule: messenger RNA, 2595 nt
Organism: Nyctereutes procyonoides (raccoon dog)
Lineage: Eukaryota; Metazoa; Chordata; Mammalia; Carnivora; Canidae
Gene: SAXO3
Exons: 5
Coding region: 1502-2467 (321 amino acids)
Source: RefSeq, a predicted model, not a curated record
GGUCAUGACCAAAAGGUCUUUAUUUUUAAAAAAUUUUUAUAAAGAUCUUAUUUAUUUAUUCAUGAGAGAUGCACAGAAGCAGAGACACAGGUAGAGGGAGAAGCAGGCUCCCCAUUGGGAGCCUGAUGCGAGACUGGAUCCCAGGACCCCAAAGGCAGAUGCUCAACCAAAGAGCCACCCAGGUGCCCCAACCAAAAAGUCUUUAAAGUGAGGAAAUGACAAGGGAAGUCAGGGGUAGAUCUCACACCUUCAGGAGACCCCUUCAUGCAUCACCAGUCCAUAUCUUACCUGUGUGUGUGUGUGUGUGUGUGUGUGUGUGACACACACAUGCACACAUUCUUUUAUUUUACUUAUUUAUUUUUAAAGAUUUUAUGUAUUUACUCAUGAGAGCGUGAGGCAGAGACAGGCAGAGAGAGAAGCAGGCUCCAUGCAGGGAGCCUGAUGUGGGACUUGAUCGCAGGACUCCAGGAUCACGCCCUGAGCCAAAGGCUGACAUUCAACCGCUGAGCCACCCAGGCAUCCCUCACACACAUUCUUUUAUAACCAGCUUUAGGCUAAAGACAGAGACCACAGACAUCCCCCAUCCCCCACCCCCCACCAACACAGACUGGGGCCCCUGGGAAGGGUAGGAAUGCCAGGGCGGCGCGGGGGUGGGGUGCCUGGCUGACUCAGUUUCCAGGUCUGUGGUUCACACCCUCUUUUUUUUUUUUUUUGGUCACCUCCCUCUCUGUCUCAUCUCUGGGUCAGUGGGCUCUCUAUCUCUGUUUCUCAUUCACUGUCUCUCACCCAUUCUCCUCUGUGUUUCAUUCCCAUCAAAGCUCUUUCCAUAUCCCCUCCCUCCCCUCUCUUUUUGCUAAGUAUUUCCCUGUGUACUUGUCUGUGGGUCUCUCCCUUGUCACCCACCCCCCAUAUCCAGGUGGAAGUUUUCAACCAAAUCAAAGGCAGGCAGGCAGGACAGACGAAGCCCAAGCCCCAGGCUGACUCCUUCAGCACACACAGGGAGGGAGGGAGCGCCCUAGGGAAGUCUGGAAAUCGUUACCCCAGAGGUAGGCAGGCCUGGCAGAAGGAGGAGGGGGCUGAGAGAUUUGGGACCCCUUCAGAAAGAGGGCUGUUUCUCAUGGAUUCCCUGAUGCAGUGGGUGGUCUCUGUUCUCCUCCCCCUCUGGGUUCUUGUCUCCCCCAACUCACAUCUCUAAAGUUCCCUAAAACUCUGAGUUUCUAUUUCCCCUUCCUCCCACUUGCCCUUCACAGCCCUUUCCUCUCUCUAGGUCUCCCCUCCCCCAAUUCUCUGAGCUUCCGGGCCCCUCCCUCAAAGUCCCUGUCCCUCUGUGCCUGGGUCUCUUUCUCACCCUAUCCAUCCAUCCACACACCUGCAGGCCUUCUAUUGGCUGGUUGGGGGGGGCGGGUUCUGUUACCUGGGGCGACAGCAACAACAAGCCGGCUCCUGCGCGGCUACCCGGCAGGGGAGGGACCCAUGGUGGGUCGGACCCUAGCUCUGCGCUAUGGCCCCCCCAUGGCCCCCAAUCGCUGGGACGGAGGCGCCUGGGUCCUGGCCCAAUUGGCAUCUCACCAGCACUAGUGUCGCCCACCACAUUAUCCCAUCUGUGCCCUUUCCCCCGCCCACCAUGCAGUCCACGGUCGCGGAGCCCCUGCCCGCGGCCGCAAAGCAGGAUUUGCACGUCUGGGAUUUUGACGAGGUCAUCAGCAGAUGGGAGACCACCUCUGGCUCUGCUUACAUACCUAAGACCCAGGGCGGCCCCUACGCACAGCCCAGGGCCCCAGAGCCUUCAGACCCCACGCGGACUGUGGGGAUCAAGGAUUUAGCAGAAAAGCUCAGACACCGCGGCUGGCGCCUCCCGCUGAUCGCGAAGCCCCAGUGCAGUGAAAUGAAAGCUCAGUACACCGGCUGGCCGGGCCUGGACCAGCCCGCCACCUUCCACGUCGGGCCCCAGUCCCUGGAAUUUGCAGACCACCUCCGCGGAGGCCCUUCCCAGGCUUUAAUCCCCUGGACAAAGAACCCCGAGCUGGCCGGCCGGCUUUUCACAGUAUCUGACCAGGGCAUCUUGGACCGUCGUCAGCUCUAUCUGACCACCUCGGCCAAGGACUUCCGGGCCUACCCGAAGAAGGAGUUGUCUGGAUAUCCCCCCAAGGACUCGCUGACCUACUGGAGCUUCCAGAAGACGCCUCACGCCUGGGGCCAUGACCCGCGCCCUUCUCGGCCGCCAGGGAUCCGCGUGCCCCACGUCCGCCCGAUGACGAGAGCCGUGCCGCACCGCGGGUCGUUGUCUCUGGCUCAGGAGUCCUACAGACCCCCAGUGCACCCACUCCUCCGGCUCGACCGUUUCUGCCCGCUGGAACUGCCCUGGGGCGGCCCGCACUGGCAGCCGGUGCCGGGCAUCUACAGCGUGCCGCAAGCCUACCGCACUGAGAACUCCAGCUACGGCAGCAUGAAGCCAGCCGCCGUCUGAGCCCGCAGCGCCAGCCCCGCCCCGGACUGGCCCCCGCGGCCGGGCGGAGCCGAGGUCUGGAAACCCGCCCGUCACGUGGGAGCGAGGCGGCGGCCAGGCCCCGCCCACUGGGUCGUGAGCCCGGCGAA